Molecule: messenger RNA, 845 nt
Organism: Haliotis rufescens (red abalone)
Lineage: Eukaryota; Metazoa; Mollusca; Gastropoda; Lepetellida; Haliotidae
Product: nascent polypeptide-associated complex subunit alpha-like
Exons: 7
Coding region: 88-729 (213 amino acids)
Biological process (GO): protein targeting to membrane
Cellular component (GO): cytoplasm; nascent polypeptide-associated complex
Source: RefSeq, a predicted model, not a curated record
UCUAUUUUUAGCGCACCUGCCGGAAAUAACCUCCGCUAUGCGACCUCUUCCGCCAUCUCCAUUUCGGGAAAAGACGACAGUGACAUAAUGCCUACCGAGGCAGUAGAAAAACCUGUCGAGGAGACGAAACCUGAAGACUCAGGGUCUGCAACAGAUACUGAUGGGGACGAUGAUUCCCCACCCGAAUUGGAGGACCAAGAUGCUUCGAUGCAACAGCAAAGCCAGGUGGCACAGGCAGCAGGUAUUCAAGAGGAACUUGUCAGCAAGUCGAAACAGUCACGUAGUGAGAAGAAAGCCAGAAAGGCUAUGUCCAAACUUGGUUUGAAACCCGUCACAGGAGUUACCAGGGUAACAAUAAGGAAAUCUAAAAAUAUUCUGUUUGUAAUCAACCGACCAGAUGUAUACAAGAGUCCAGCUUCAGAUACAUAUAUUGUAUUUGGCGAGGCAAAGAUUGAGGAUCUGAACCAACAAGCCCAGAUGGCAGCAGCCGAGAAGUUCAAGGCUCCAGAGAACCCUGCUGGUGCUGGGGAAGGCGGAGUCCAGUCCACCAUCUCACAGCCCAUCCAGGAGGAGUCCGAGGAGGAGGAAGAUGUUGACGAGUCUGGAGUUGAAGCUAAAGAUAUUGAGUUGGUCAUGUCGCAAGCCAACGUCUCGAGAUCAAAGGCAGUCAAAGCCCUCAAAAAUAACAAUAAUGAUAUUGUUAAUGCUAUUAUGGAGCUGACAAUGUAACCAGCGCUGAAUCAUGCUGCCGUUGUCCUGUAAAUUUGUUUCCUCUUGUUUAUUUACUGUCGCCUGUACAUCUGUGUGUAUAAAACCCAUCAUGGGAAUAAAACAUUUUGAUAAAA